Molecule: messenger RNA, 468 nt
Organism: Aricia agestis (brown argus)
Lineage: Eukaryota; Metazoa; Arthropoda; Insecta; Lepidoptera; Lycaenidae
Product: protein atonal homolog 7-like
Exons: 1
Coding region: 1-468 (155 amino acids)
Molecular function (GO): protein dimerization activity
Source: RefSeq, a predicted model, not a curated record
AUGGCCGCCGACACUUACGGACAUCGCUUCAUGUACAACGAGAAGGACAUCUUCCCCGGCGACGUCAUGCUGGAGUACUCCACGGAGGAGUGCUACCUGUCCUGGCCGCGGUCGCCCGACUCGGGCCGCUCCAGCCUCGAGCCGACCUCCUCCGUCGACGGCGCGCAGGAGUCGGCGCACAUCGCGUACCGGGGGAUAUCGGACAACCUCAUGCUGGAGGACAGUGCCGAGGACGCGGAGCUGGACGCCGGCAAGAGGCGGGGCCGCGCCACCAGCGCCGCGGUGCUGAGGAGGCGCCGCCUGGCCGCCAACGCGCGGGAGCGGCGGCGGAUGCAGAACCUGAACAAGGCGUUCGACAGACUCCGAGGCCACCUCCCCUCGCUGGGCGCCGACCGCCAGCUCUCCAAGUACGAGACCCUGCAGAUGGCUCAGACCUACAUCGCGGCGCUCUACGAGCUGCUCCAGUGA